Molecule: messenger RNA, 1467 nt
Organism: Ricinus communis (castor bean)
Lineage: Eukaryota; Viridiplantae; Streptophyta; Magnoliopsida; Malpighiales; Euphorbiaceae
Product: 50S ribosomal protein L17, chloroplastic
Exons: 3
Coding region: 138-791 (217 amino acids)
Biological process (GO): translation
Cellular component (GO): ribosome; cytosolic large ribosomal subunit
Molecular function (GO): structural constituent of ribosome
Source: RefSeq, a predicted model, not a curated record
GGCUGGAUUACCACAAAACCAAGAAUGGCCCAAGGUCUCACAAAACCAAAAUUGCUCCACCUCCUACCGGCCUCUGUUAAAUCUUAUCCAUCUGUUCGUCUGAUCCUCUCUGCCUGUACUAGCUCCACCAUCUGGCAAUGGCAAUGGCAAUGCCUGUAGCUUGUAGUACCAACAACAAUACAUGGAACAUGUCAUCUCUAAUCUCAUCACUCCCUUCUUCUGCUUCUUCUUCUUCUUCUUCUUUAACCGCCGCACUGCGACUCCAGUCACCACAUCCACGUGCUCUUACUCUCUCCCGCCGUCACCAACAACAGCCGCUUCUCCUCCGCUCGUUCACCGGUCUUUCACCUUUAAAUUCUCUUCUAUCAAUUGGAUUCUCCGAGUAUACUAGUUUUGAGAAUGGGUUCCCUUCAAUUGAUAAUGGGUCUAGAGUUUUUGGUAUGAGACAUGGAAGGCGAGUUCCUAAGCUCAAUAGGCCACCUGACCAGAGGAAGGCACUCCUUAGAGGGCUAACUACUCAGCUUCUUAAACAUGGAAGGAUCAAAACAACUAGAGCUAGAGCUAGUGCCAUGAGGAAAUAUGUGGACAAGAUGAUUACUUUAGCUAAAGAUGGGUCUUUGCACAAGAGAAGACAAGCUCUUGGUUUUAUAUAUGAAAAGCAGAUUGUUCAUGCCUUGUUUGCUGAGGUCCCAGAUAGGUAUGGUGAAAGAAAUGGUGGGUAUACCAGGAUUAUUAGAACUUUGCCGAGGAGAGGAGAUAAUGCGCCAAUGGCUUACAUUGAGCUUGUUUAGAGAUUUUCUUCUUGCUUUCAAGAUCAAUCGUUUUCCUGUCUCAUCUUCUUCAAGAGAUGAUUGUAAAAUAUCUUCAUUUCCUUUUGCGACUGACUAAGGCGAUUGCUGUAUUCAUAUUGGAUACGAAAGACCCCUAUUUACUAUUCUACCUCUAGAGCUAAAGGGGCUGCGUGACCAUUUUUCAGAAAACUACAUGCCACUGUUCUGUGGAGGAUAUCAAAGUUCUCUUUUAAUGCAAUGGCAGUCUGACAUGUGUGUUGAUUCUAGGAUCUUAUUGCAUGAUCUUUCGCCACAUGGAAAAUGAGUUAGUGAAGUCCUCAAAAUCAAUGCUUAGUAUCAGACUUGCUGAUUCUGAUUUCAUCUUCAAAAGUCAAAAUUGAGAUGCUCACGUGCUAUAUUUCCCACCUUCUUUUCUGCUUCUAUGUCUUUUGUCUUGUUUUGUUGAAAUUUGCAUGCUUUUAUGUGCCAUGGCAAGCAAAUUCCAGGAUGAAACAUCUAGGAGAUGGAACAAGGGAAGAUGCCUUCUUUUUAAGGUGUCAGCAGGUGGGUGAACUUGGUGUGUGAAUUUACCAAGAAUUGGGUGAAUAUAGUAAAGUAUUAUGCUUUAUGUGUUGUCUUCCUUAAGUACUUGAAAAAGAUACUUGUAAACGAAUUAUGCUCAAGUAGGCAUUUAUUA